Astrephomene gubernaculifera is the source of this 14673-nucleotide messenger RNA. NCBI's taxonomy places the organism in Eukaryota, Viridiplantae, Chlorophyta, Chlorophyceae, Chlamydomonadales, Astrephomenaceae. The record is from the annotation of a GenBank genome assembly.
GUCCCCCUUGUAACUUUCGCAUUCUCUCUGUAAGGGCGGUGUCGUCAGAGCUUGCCAGUUCAGCGCUAAUAAUCAACCGUUCCUACGAACAGCGAUGUCGCAAUAAGGCGUAUGGUGUUAUUCGCGUGCUUUGCGCAAGUGGGGACCGCAUGAAAGUCUGACUAUUCAGAAACAUGGGCGGCAAAUGGCUCAUACGUCUUCUAAGGGCACUGUUAGUUCUCUGCGUUUGCGCGCAAGUUGGAGCGGCGCAGCCGUCCAUCCUGGUAAACGAGGAUGGAAGCCAUGGACGCGAGCGUUCACUGCUCCAAGGCGCUAAUGCGUCAGCUGUCUUCGUGGUUGGCAACUAUGAUUCGCCUUUCUGGGCUAUCGUCGACCACGGCGUAAAUUUCCCGGACACCGAGGCAAAAUGGAUCUGGUCGUCUCCAUUUUUGGAGUUUAACACGUCGACAAACGAGUACUUCACGUUCUCGAUGGCCUUUGCCGUUGACAAUCUGACCAACGCUACGUUAUACUUGAUUGCCGACAAUGAAGCUGACGUCUACCUCGAUGGCGAGUUAAAGGGCUCCCAGCGCGGCGGUUGGUACACAUGGGGCGAAGUCAUGACGCCCAUCCAGCUGGCGCUGCAGCCCGGAGUCCACACCCUCAGUCUGCUGGGGGUUAACUACCCCUGCUACGACUGCAACAACCCAGCGGGUGUGCUGGCGGCCCUGAUGAAUGACAGCAGCAAUGGGGUUAUUGUACGGACGGACGGAUCCUGGUCUUGGACUUACAGUGGUGCCGAGGGUGACGUCCGCCUUGUCACCAGUAGCGGUCUGCUUCCUGACCAGCAGCAGGGCAUGGUCCAGAUCCUGCGGUCGCGCCGCUGGGUCAGCCUGCACCAAGACAACUGGGGCCUGCGGGAGGCGCGCGCCGCAUGCAGGCAGCUGGGCUGGGGAACCGGCAGCCCCGUCAUCAGCGCAGGGGCGCGGUACGGCAGCCGGCCUGAACCCGUGUACAGCAGCUGGUACUGGUACUGCGACUGGGGCAAGAACCGGCUGGCGGACUGCGGGGGCUUCUCGUGGACUCUGUCGUUGUUCGCGGAGAAUGGCACCGGGGUAAACCAGACCGCGGGUGUGGAUUGCCGCAACGACCCGCCCGCCCGCGACGGCGACCUGCGGCUGCUGGGCGACAAUGCCACCCUCAGCGGCGCCGGCGUCCUGCAGGUCUACUUCGCCGACACCUGGGGAUACUUCAGCAGCUGGGCCAGCUGGGACUACCUGGAUGCGCGCGCCGCCUGCAGGCAGCUGGGCUGGGAGACGGGUGCAGCGCUCGGGGACGCGGGGGCGCUGUACGGCAGCGCGGUGGUGGUGGGGCCCGUGUGGCGGCUGUACCCUUACUGCAGUUGGUGGGAUACCCGGCUGGUGAAUUGCUCGCUGGGCGGGGGCUACGACUACCUGGAGGCGACGGACGCGCGCGUGUUCAACCACACGGCGGGCGUGCAGUGUAGGAACGAGCUCCCCGGCCAGGGCCAGCUGAAGCUGGUGGGCAGUGACACGCCGGGCCGCGGCACGCUGCUGGUGUACCACGCGGGCGCCUGGGGCGCCAUCUCUUCCAGCUGGGACUGGCGGGCGGCGCGGGUGGUGUGUCGGCAGCUGGGCUGGACCAGCGGCGACCCCGUGACGAGCUCCAAGUACGGCAGUGCCUCGGGCCGGCUGCUGCGGACGUCGCUGCAGUGCGAGUGGGACAGCCCCAGCCUGUUCGAGUGCCCCAGGAGCUCAGACUUCGAGGACAAUGGCCUCAUCCCCGACGACUACCCCUGGCUGGCAGGCGUGGAGUGCCACAACGAGACGGAGGCUGUGCGCCUGAUGAGCGGCGGCCUGGACUCCCGCGCCAACGGCAGCGGGGUGGUGCAGGUGCUGUUCAGGGGCGUGUGGGGCGCAGUGGAGCAUAGCUACUGGGACUGGCGCGACGCGCGGGUGGCCUGCAGGCAGCUGGGCUGGACCACCGGCUACCCGGUGCAGGGGGCGGGGGCGGUGUACGGCAUCCCACCGGGAUCAGUGUACGGCGUAGGGUACGGCUGCGUGUGGAAUGAGAGCAGCCUGGCGGAGUGCAACCGGAACAACAACUUUGAUGUGUACACCACCGACAGCACCGGCUUCACAUCGCUGGCAGGAGUGCAGUGCGUCAAUGAAACGGAUGGGCCCGAGGGCGCACUGCGACUCACGGCCGGCCCCACCGCACUGUCCGGCACCGUGGAGAUCUGGUAUAACGGCAGCUGGGGCUCCGUCUACCAGUCCCGUUCCUGGGACUGGCGCGCGGCCCGGGUGGCGUGCCGGCAGCUGGGCUUCCUCAACGGCAAGCCGGUCUUCAACGCGGUGUACGGCAAGAGCAGGGGCCCUGUGUGGCUGACCGAGGUGGUCUGCAACGGCACGGAGGCGCGGCUGACGGACUGCCAGCGGCGGGAAUUCGGUGAUUACCAAUACUGGGGCGGCCACGACGGGGACGCGGGGGUGGAGUGCAGCAACGAUCCAGACCCCGAGGAAGGCGAAUUGCGGCUGGCAGGCGGAGCCACCGCCAACACUGGCCAGGUGGAGGUGUUCUACAACGGCAGCUGGGGAGCCGUGUGCGAAAACAGCUUCGACGUGUACGAGGCGGCAGUGGUGUGCAGGCAGCUGGGCUACUCCGGCACCCCCCGUGUGGAGCCGCUCCUGCCCGGCCGCCAGCGCCCCGCAUUUGUUGCCUGGCAGCUGGCGCCCACCUGGCUGGCCAACCUGCGCUGCCUCGGCAACGAGAGCCGCCUGAUGGACUGCCCGGGGGCCGAGACGCCGGGGCAGACCUGGGGCUGCAGCGCGGGCGUCGGAGUGACGUGCGGCCUGGACACCCUUCCCCCUGAGGGCUCCCUGCGCCUCAUCUCGCCCGAGGGCAACAACAGCCGGGGUCAGCUGCAGCUGCUGCACAACGGCAUCUGGGGCGUCAUCGAACACACCGGGUUUGACUGGUAUGCUGCCCGGGUGGCGUGUCGGCAGCUGGGCUUCCAAAGCGGCAAGCCCGUGGCUUACAGCGUGUAUGGAGGAGGCGAGGGUCUGCCCAUCUGGCUUGCCAACCUCCAAUGCGCCGGCAACGAGAGCCGACUGGUGGACUGCUCUCGCCCCUACCCCUUCCUGGACGACUGGCCUGUCUACCAGGGCAUUGAGGGGCACACGGCAGGGGUCAUCUGCUCGGCAGAUCCCAACCCCCCUUCCGGCUCCCUUCGUCUGGUUGAGGGCCCCGUACCCUGGGCGGGUCGGCUGGAGGUGUGGUCCGAGUUGGAGGACGCCUGGGGCACCGUGUGCAACAACGGCUUCAGCGACCAGGCAGCGCAGGUGGCGUGUCGGCAACUGGGCUACACGGGCGGCAGGGCUGUGGGCAUCGGCGCCUUCCACGCCGGCGCCAGCAGCAAUUUGUGGGGCAUGUACCAGCCCUUCGCGCUCAAUUCGGUGGUGUGCAGCGGGGGCGAGGGCGCGCUGGGGGAGUGCAGCUACGCGGAGGGCGCCCAGCCGGGCUGCUACUGGGACCAUACCUAUGAUGCUGCGGUGUGGUGCGAUGCGCCCGUGACAGGCAACGUCACCGCCCCUGGCUCAGUGCGGCUGCUGGGCGGUCCAGGGCCCUGGUCGGGCAGAGUGGAGGUCUACUACAACGGGACGUGGGGCUCCGUGUGCAACGGCGACCUCACGGCCUUGGACGCACAGGUCGUCUGCCGGCAGCUGGGCUACUACGGAGGCCGCGCUGCUCCUCGAACCAUGCUGCAGUACAGCUACGGCUACGACGGCCGCUCCUCCGCCCCCAUCUGGCUGGCCCGCCUCGGCUGCACCGGCAGCGAGACCGCCCUCGCGCAGUGCCCGGGUGUGGGCGGGCUGGGCAAUGGCUCCUCCUGGAACCCGCAGUCCUGCUGGCAGUACCACUAUUGGUCGGACGCGGCGAUCAUGUGUACCACAGCACCGCAGGGUGUGCUGCUGGACGCGCCGCUGGACUCCCCGCCUCAGGACUCGGAAAAGCUGGGAAGCCCCUUGCCGAGCCGCCUUGUCUGCCCUGACGAUUCCCUGCCCGGCGGCCUAGCCUUGCAAGUCGACAUGCCUCCCUUCGAAGGCAACGAAGCCGACAGCGCGGGCGUGGUAGGACUGCGCCUGCUCUGCUACCAGGACGGCGCCCUCCUCACCACCCUCACCUCCGACGCGCCCUACCCCUGGUCCAACACCGCUAGUUGGAGCAACAGCUCCUGCACGCGCGACCCGGCCACCGGUGCGAUGCCGUACAUCACGGCGGCGCGCGUGCGGGUGGCGGGCGAUGUGAACGACACCGCGAGUGCGGUGGACGCGCUGGGGGUGACGGAUGUGGAGCUGCAAUGCAGCGACGGCCAAGUCCUCUCUGAGACGGGGCUGAGCAACGGCACCUGGGGCGAGUGGGCGGCCUGCCCCCAGGGCACAGCGCUGUGCGGGCUGGGGCUGCAGGUCAAUGGCUGGCGAGGGUGGGGAAUGCAGGCCGCAAAUGAUGACACCGGGGUCACGGGCCUCAACGUGUCCUGCUGCGCACUGCCCCUGGGCUUCAACGCCGUCUACGGCUCCCGGCGCGUGCGGCUGGCCGGCGGCAGCACGCCGCAGGAGGGCCGCGUAGAGGUGCUCUCACCUGCCGACAACACCACGUGGGGCCUGGUGUACGAGGAGGGCUGGGACGCGCGGGAUGCUCAUGUCGUCUGCCGCGAGCUUGGCUGGAAGACGGGACGACCCGUGGGUCACGCCGGAGAGCUGUAUGGCGUGGGUCUCGGCCCUCUGCUGUACAUUGGCGUGGAUUGCAAGGGUGCCGAGUCCCGUCUGGCCGACUGUGCGGUGGGUGAGUGGCCCGCACCUGCUGACAACUACCAGCGCAGCUACUCGGCCGGUGUCAUCUGCAGCGCAGACCCUCCCCCUGAUGUGGGCACUGCCCGCCUGGUUGAGUUCCCGGGCAGCCAGGGCCCUUUGUCCGGGGUGGCGGGCCGCGUGGAGGUGUAUUGGAACUACACCUGGGGUGCCGUCAGCAUGGGGAGCACCUGGGACAACAAGGCGGCAACGGUGGUGUGCAGGUCGCUGGGUCACCGCUGGGGCCGCGCAGUCCCGGCCCGCGACUUGGUUCCGGACCCCGGCUACUCGCUCCCCGUGGUGGCGGUCAACGUGGACUGCAAGGGGGACGAGGCGUCCUUGCUGCUGUGUGCCUCGGAAGCCGGCUUCCAGACCACCUUCGACACCUACUCGCGCUACUACGACGCGGGCGCCAUCUGCACUAACGACACGAUACCUUCAUCUGGCUCGCUGCGUCUGAGCUACGGCGCCACCCCCGCGGAGGGCCGCCUGGAGGUGUUCCUCAACCUCACCUGGGGCCGCGUGGGCUCCUCCUCCUGGCAGUACGGCGGGAGCUGGCCUUACACCUUCGACCAUGCAGACGCGCGGGUGGCGUGCCGGCAGCUGGGCUACAGCGGCGGCUGGGCGGCCAACGGUGCCGGCUGGAGCGGCACGGACGAGGGCCCCCUGUGGCUGAGCGAUCUGACGUGUGCCGGCAAUGAAACGUCGCUGCUGGGCUGCCUGCCGGGCAGCAACAACAACACCUGGUUCCAGCACGAGACGUGGUGGCUGGGACAGGCGGGAGCGAUCUGCGAGCAGCAGGACGACCUGGCCGACGGCACCCUGCGUCUGGUGGGCAGCAGCCCCUCCGCGGGUCGGCUGGAAGUGGCGGUGGACGGCAUGUGGGGCACGGUGGACCCCACUGGCUGGGGCUGGGCGGAGUCGCUGGUGGCGUGCCGGGCGCUGGGCUUCAAGAGCGCCCUGGGCAUGGCGUCCGGUAUGGGCGAGGUGCCGCAGACCGGCACCGCCUCCACCUCCUUCUACCUGCCUGUGUGGCUCUCAGGCGUCAAGUGCAACGGCUCCGAAACCUCCCUGGCCUCCUGCCAGAACGGCACCUCCUACGGGCCCCCUUCCGGAAUACCCUACGGCCAACCCAACUCUAACGGCCGGCUGCUGCUGCGCUGCUCUCAGCAGGAGCCUCUCACACCGCUGUCCGUGCGGCUGACGGGCAGCCCCGUGCCGUACAUGGGCCGCUUGGAGGUGUACUGGGCGGGCUCCUGGGGCACCAUCUCACGCUCCACGUACUACGGCAGCUUUGAAGCUAGCUUUGGGGCUGUGGACGCGGCGGUGGCGUGCCGCAUGCUGGGCUAUGAGCCGCUGCACGGCAACACCUCCGACGUGCUGCGUGGGGACAGCUUUGGGGAGCCGUACUCCCUGGUCCCCGUGCACUACCAGCCAUUCGCCUGCAGCGGCACCGAGACAUCCCUGUGGGACUGCCCGGGCUACGCAGGACCCACAAACCACACGAGGCUGGGUGUCCUCAACGGCGAGUAUUGGACUGAGUCCGACUCGCACAGCUACGACGUGGGCCUGGCUUGCAAGCCGCCACCCAACGAUCCGGUGCGGUACUCACCGCCACCCCGGCCGCCCCCGGGACCUCCUUCCCCGCCCAAGCCCUCCCCUCCAUCUCCUUCGCCUAGCCUUCCUCUCAGCCCACCCAGCCCUCCGUCAGGCCCUCGUCCCCCACCACCUCCCAGCCCCCAGCCUCCCUCGCCUCCCCGACCUCCACGCCAGCCUCCCAGUCCACCCCAAUCCCCUCCGCAGCCCAGCCCGCCUCCUCCCCCUCCCAGCCCGCCUCCCUCCCCUCCCGCCCCGCCUCCCCCGCCCCCGGCCUUCGAGGUUCUGUCUGUGUCCCCCGGCCUGCUGCCGCUGGCGGGCGGCACCCUCACUGUGGCGGGCCGCUUCGAGGUGUGGCCGUCGGAGGAGCUAGUGACCUUCACCUGCGUGUUCACCCUGACGGACGCCUCCGGGGGCAGCAGGGAGGUGACCUCCAACUACACGGCGGAGCGCCCCUCCGUGUCCGUCAUCCUCUGCCCCGCCCCGGUGGCUCGCAGCUCCGCCGCCUACCUGCAGCUCAGCAUCGCCCGCAGCCCCGCGCGAUCCGGCAUGGGGGGCCUGCGGGAGGUGGUGGCCUACCCGGAGGUCAUCAGGUACUACGCGCCCUGCCCCGCCGACUGCAAUGACCACGGCAGCUGCCGACUGGGCGUGUGCAGCUGCAGCGAGGGCUGGACCGGGGAGGACUGCGGCACACCGGUACCGGUCUUCGCCAUCAACGGCCUGCAGAACGGCCCCAGCAACGGCGGGCGACAGGUGCUGCUGGAGCGCUCCGCCUGGACCGCCCAGCCCCUCCUCGCCAACCCCAUCCCCGCCACCUGGCUCCUCUCAACCGACCUGCCCGGCAUCACCAUCAACCCUACAACCGGCCAGUUAGACUGGCCUGCUGCGGUCGCCCCCGACACCUCCGCAUCGCCCCACCUGGUCGCCCUCACCGCGGUGUCGUACGCCGGAAAGGUGGCGACCUACAGCUUCUACGUCUCUGUCAUACCGUCUUACGGCAUCAGGGAGCUAAGGCUGCCGGGCGGCUCGAGGGCGGCUCCAGGCAGCCGGAUUGCCAUCCUGGGCCGGCUGGGCUGGAGCCAGGCGGCGAUUGCUGCAGGAACAGAUGCCAGCAGCCCGCUCCCCUCCCUGCCGGUGCUGGUGCUGGUGCGCCAGACCUCCCAGCUGGGCUCCUCCUCCUCUUCCUCCUCCUCCAGCAGUGCCUUCCAGGUGCUGCGGACCAACAGCAGCUCGGCUGACGGCGCAUUCACGCUGGAGGUGCUAGUGCCGCAGAGCAGCAUGGGCUCCCUGGACGUCUUCGCGCUGCACCCCGCCGCCACCCUGGACGACACCGCCCCCUCGCCCUCCCCCGCGGACGACCUGCCCCUCUUCCAGCGCCGCACGCAGCUGUCCGUGCCCUUCAUCGCCGCCGCCAUCAACCGGGACGCGGGCAACACCAGCAGCCAGCUGGACCCGCGGUUCGCCCAGCCCACCCUGUCGCUGGGUCCAGGCAGCAGUGCGCAGCUGGGGGAGUUUGCGCGCCUAGUAGGCUCUCUCGAGGACCUGACCUCCCUGGCCGUCACUGUGCGCACCCGCCUGGUCUCCUUCUCCGGACCUCCGCCCAGCCUCACAGUCAACGCCACCCUCGCAGCGCCUCCCGCGCCCCUCUGCACCUCCAACUCGUCCUCCAACUCCUCCAGCCCGGCCAUCUGCCAGGGCGUGCAGGACGCCACUGCCAGCUCGGCCCCCGGCAGUGCGGCGCUGCAGCUGCGAGUGGCGUCGGCGCUGGAACAGGGCUCGGGAGCGGCGGAGCUGGAGCUUGUGUUCACCCUGCGCGGCGGAGUGAGCAACGCCACCGCCACCCUGCUGCUGCGGGUGCUGGUGGACUCGGCGCGGGUGGAGCUGGCGGCCGACCCGGCGGGUCGCUUGUCCGUGGUGCUGCCGCCCGGUGGAGCCAGCAGCGUGCACCUUACCAUCACCAACAACGGCAACAUCGCGUCGGGGCCCUUGGUGCUGCCCCCCACACCUGCCGGCGGCUCCUGGCUCACCCCCACCACGCCCCUGCCCCUGGCUUCGCUUGCGCCCGGCGCCUCUGCCUCCCUAGAAUUCUGGAUAGCCGUGCCCUCGAGCGCCCGCCUGGGCGAUACCUUCUCCGUCAGUACCACCCUUUACAACAACGUGACCCGGGGGUCCGUGUCACUGGCGUUUGAGCUGGCAGUCGCCUCGGAGCCGCUGGGCAACCUGGAGGUGACGGUGGUGGACGAGUACACCACCUACGACCCAGCGCAGCCCCGGGUGGCUGGGGCCCGGCUGGUGGUGUGGUCGCAGGACGGCAGCACCAUGAUUGCCAGCGGCACGACGGGUGACAACGGCACCUUCACCUUCCCCAACCUGACGGCUGGUUACACAUACGCGGUGGACGCCUUCGCCGCCAACCACACCUCGGCCCGCCGCACUGUUACCAUCACGGGCGGCGCUCGCAGCCUGCGCAUCUUCCUGUCCCGCAGCGCCGUGCGCGCCUCCUUCGCCGUGGUGCCCACCACCUUCCAGGAGGUGAUCGACAUCGUGGUCAACGUGGAGUACCUCACCUUCGUGCCCAUGCCGGUGGUGCGCAUGGAGCCAGCCCUGCUCUACGUGGAGGACAUGCUGGAGUCGCGCACGCAGCAGUUGCGCAUCAUCAACACGGGCCUGGUGGCGGCGUUUAACGUUCGCAUUAGCGUGCCUGUUGAUAGCCCGUACUACACGUUGGGCCUGCAGGGCGCUCGCUGGCUGCAGCAGGAGAACACCACCCUGGAGGAGCCGGCGGACGUGAUGGUGUCGGACACAGACGACUUCUCCUCCUCCUCCUCCGGCACCUCCUCCUCCUCCGCCGCCCUCAGCCUGACCAGCGGCACCCUGUACGUGCUGCUAGGCCGCAUGCCCGCCAUGAGCGAGCUCGUGGUGGAGCUGAGCGUGGCAGCCAAGCAGCUGGACAACAACAACAGCACCACCACCGCCACCGGGGCGCAUCGGCGGGCGCUGCAGGGAUCCAGCGCGUGCGGCUGGGCGGCACAGAUCGGCGUAGUGUGGUCUGACCCCUGCGACCCGGAGAGAAGCCGCGCCGGCGCCACCUCCAUUGUCAGCAGGAGCUUCCACCCCAGCUGUGGCUGCACCGACUGCUCGGGCGGCUUUAUUGAUGCGAUGGUGGUGUACGGCAGUGCGACCACCGGCAGUACAGUGGAGCUGAACCUGUGCGACCAGUGCGCCACCGACUGGUUCGAUGUGGGCCUGUGUCUGGCCAAGGACAUCAUCGCGCCCUGGAGCAAGCCCGCGGGUGACGUCAUCGACAUCAUCCGCCGCAUACGCUCCCUGUCAAAGGGCGGCUCCCGGCGGCGCUCACUGCUUGCUGACGGCAUGGCGCUGCAGGGCGACGCCGGGCUGCCCCUGCCCCUGCUGGCGUCCGGGCAGCAGCAGCAGCACUCCGCCCUGCUGGCCGUCGCUGACGCUACUCAGCAGCACCAGCGCAGCCUGAGCGAGUGGUUGGAGGAUGACGCACAGGAGGAGCAGCCGUCUUGGGAGGCGGCGGUUGACCCGGUGGUUGUCCGGAGGUCACUGCAGUCCAGCGGUGGGGGAGGCGGUGGCAUGUCUGGACCGUCUUCAAUCAUCGUGGACAUCAUUAAGGACAAUACCGUGGGCCGCAUCCCCUAUUUGGGCUGCCUGCUAGACCCGCUCCUGGACUGCCUGGGGGUCUGGGACUACCUCAACACCAAAGUCGGCGACGCUCUGACGGCUCUAAACGCUGGGAUCACGGGGCACCACAGGCGCAGCCUGCUGUCAGACGACCCCGUUUGGACGCCCCCCAGAUCCACCCUGCCGCCGCUGCAGCCCGCCCUCGUCAUCCCGCUGGACGUCUCCCUCAGGCCGCCGCCCCCGUUCGCAGUGGUGGUGACGCCCAGCAACACCUCGUCCGCCACCGAAAGGCAGCGGCGGCUGCAGAGCUCCUCGGGCGGCUCGCUGUACGUGCCGCCAGAGGACCGACAGAGCCACAUCAUGGAGAGCCCCGCAGGUCAGGAGAUUCUCCGCUGGGCUGCUUCCAUCAUCAACCUGCAUGCCGCGGGCGCCGAGAUGUGGGGCCUGGAGCACUACAUGGAGUGGAUGAACCCGCAGUUCCCCGCCGACGUGGAGGCCCAGUGGCGCACCGCCUGGGAGGCCGCCACCUCGGACACCUCCCCCUCGGGCGCCCUGGUGGACUGGACGGCGGAGGCACCGCAGCUGCUCAGCGAGCAGUUCGCCCCGCUGGUCAACGUGACCGCCCGGCAGGCGCUCAUCGAGCGCUGGAACGCCACCUUCGCGCAGCAGCCCGGCAACUCGGCGCCCACCAUCAACCUGGAGCGGGUGGACCGAGCGCAGCAGAGCUACCUCAACGACACCCUGGCAGCGCUGGAGCAGGGAUACGCCAGUGUGUUUGAUGCCCUCGACCAGAGUAUCGGCACCCUCAUCGCGCCCUACGUGGCCGGUACCGCGGGCGGUGGUGCCACGUGCGCGCGUGUGGUGGUGCAGCUGAGUCAGCAGCUGGUGCUGACGCGGCAGGCGUUCGAGGCAUCCCUGGAGCUGGACAACAGCGGCGGCGCCAGCAGCCUGAGCAACGUGACAGUGCAGCUGACGGCCUGGGUGAAGGACACUGGGGAGGCGGCCGGGAACGCGUUUGCGGUGGGGCUGCCGACUGUUGAGGGCAUGACCACCGACGAGAGCGGCCUGGUGCUCCCCGCUGGCGGUGUGAGCAGCAUGCGGUGGCUGCUGGUGCCGCGAGAGGCUGCAGCGCUGCAGGCGGACACAUGGUACUACGUUGGAGGCCAGGUCACUUACAUCCCCGGUCCCGGUCUGCCCGCCGAGGUGCUGCCGCUGGAGCCGGCUGACGUGCGUGUGUCGCCCGAGGGCCGGCUGGAGGUGCGCUACUACAUCGAGAAGGACGUGCAGGGCGACAACCCCUUCACCCCCGCCGUGGAGCCCAGUGUGCCCGCCGCACUGGUCACCCUGCUGCACAAUGUGGGCAGCGGGGUGGCGCGGGGGUUGGCCAUGCAGUCGCUGCAGCCCAAGAUUGUGGAGAACGACAAGGGCCUCAUGAUCAGCUUCAACAUCGUCAACGUCACCGUUAACGGCCUGCCGGCGCCAGCUGCUCUCCAGGCGUCAGUGGGCGACAUGCAGCCGGGCAGCACGUCCAUGGUGCAGUGGUGGAUCACCGCAUCGCUGCAGGGUACCUUCUCCGGCAUCAACGCCACCUUCAGCAGCCGCAACCCGCUCAACGACCCCACCCUCAGCACCGUUACCAACGUCACGCUGUACGACCUGCUGCACCUCGUGCACCUGGGCGGCGUCGCUGACGACGGCCUGCCCGACAUGCUGGUGUCCGCCCACUCGGGCUUCACCACCCCCGCCGCCAUCCACAGCAGCCGCGACGGCGCUAUCCUGCCGGUCUCCGUGGUGCCCUCCGCCGCCCUCACCAACAUCUCCACCAGCGGCCCCAGCGGCGCCCUCACCCUCACCAUCAGGGUGGACGGAACGCAGCUGACAGCGCCGCCUGUGUCGGCUGGCGGCAGCACUGGCAGCGGGUGGCAGUACCUGCGGAUCAGCAGCCCCCCGGCCCUGCAGCCCAGCAGCAGCUGGGUGCUGCGGUCCGCCACAGUUGCACCUGCGGCUGUAGGUGUCGCUGUUGCUGCUGCUGUUGGUCAAAGUGGCGGUGCGAAGCUGAACCUGCCGUACAAUGCAUGGGCUUCAUAUCGCGUGUACGGCUCUGAUGCGGCAGCUCAGGAUUACGUCCACAUCUUGUACGAUGGGUACAGCUUGACAGGGGAGACGGUGCUCACGUUGGCGUUUGAGCUGGCAAGUCAACUGCCGUCUGAAUCUCAAACGCCCCCUCCCAGCCCUCAAGUCCCUUCCGCAAGCCCUCCGCUUCGUCCUCCCGAACCAGCGCCAACACCCUCUGCAAACCCUCUCCCACCUAAUCCGCCCUAUCCGCUGCCGCCCUCGCCUUCCCCUCCGCCACCACCCUCGCCUCAGCCUCCACCACCCUCGCCGUCCCCUCCGCCACCACCCUCGCCUUCCCCUCCACCUCCUUCGCCUUCCCCUCCACCACCACCUUCGCCUUCCCCUCCGCCACCACCCUCGCCUUCCCCUCCGCCACCACCUUCGCCUUCCCCUCCACCACCUUCGCCUUCCCCUCCGCCACCACCUUCGCCUUCCCCUCCACCACCCUCGCCUUCCCCUCCGCCACCACCCUCGCCUUCCCCUCCGCCACCACCCUCGCCUUCCCCUCCGCCACCACCCUCGCCUUCCCCUCCGCCACCACCCUCGCCUUCCCCUCCGCCACCACCCUCGCCUUCCCCUCCGCCACCACCCUCGCCUUCCCCUCCGCCACCACCCUCGCCCUCCCCUCCACCACCACCUUCGCCUUCCCCUCCACCACCCUCGCCUUCCCCUCCACCACCCUCGCCUUCCCCUCCGCCACCACCCUCGCCUUCCCCUCCGCCACCACCCUCGCCUUCCCCUCCACCACCCUCGCCUUCCCCUCCGCCACCACCCUCGCCUUCCCCUCCGCCACCACCCUCGCCUUCCCCUCCGCCACCACCCUCGCCCUCCCCUCCACCACCCUCAUCUUCCCCUUCGCCACCACCUUCGCCUUCCCCUCCGCCACCACCCUCGCCUUCCCCUCCGCCACCACCUUCACCUUCCCCUCCACCACCCUCGCCUUCCCCUCCGCCACCACCCUCGCCUUCUACUCCGCCACCACCUUCGCCUUCCCCUCCACCACCACCCUCGCCUUCCCCUCCGCCACCACCCUCGCCUUCCCCUCCGCCACCACCUUCGCCUUCCCCUCCACAACCACCCUCGCCUUCCCCUCCGCCACCACCCUCGCCUUCCCCUCCGCCACCACCCUCGCCCUCCCCUCCACCACCACCUUCGCCUUCCCCUCCACCACCCUCAUCUUCCCCUUCGCCACCACCUUCGCCUUCCCCUCCACCACCUUCGCCUUCCCCUCCACCACCCUCGCCUUCCCCUCCGCCACCACCUUCGCCUUCCCCUCCACCACCACCCUCGCCUUCCCCUCCGCCACCACCCUCGCCUUCCCCUCCGCCACCACCCUCGCCUUCCCCUCCGCCACCACCUUCGCCUUCCCCUCCGUCACCACCCUCGCCCUCCCCUCCGCCACCACCCUCGCCUUCCCCUCCGCCACCACCUUCACCUCUUCCUUUACCCCCACCCUCACCGCCGCCUCAGCCUCCACCCUCACCCGUCCCUCCGUCCUUCUCCGUCCCCACCAAGCCCACCCCCCUCACCUCCACCCAGCCCCCAACUACCCUCACCACCCAGCCCUCCACCUCCACCUCAUCCGAGCCCUCCUCCCUCUGAGUCGCCCGCCUCGCCCCUGGAGCCCGGAACGCCAGGAAACCCGCCCGAUGCGCCGCCUUCAAUCCCCGAGCCACCCUCAAUGCCACCGCCGCGCAGCCCCAAGCCUCCACGGUCGCCUCCCAAGCCCCCAAGGCCGCCACCAAAGGCUGCGAAGGCCCCUAAGACCCCCAAGGCGCCCAAGCUUCCCCCGUCGCCUCCAGCGCAUCCGCGCCUCCCUAUGAGUCCCCAACCUCCUCCACAGCAACCCCCCAGCCCUCCCCCACCGCCUCCAAGCCCCUCGCCACCACCUCCUAGCCCCUCUCCAUCGCCGCCUAGCCCUUCGCUCCCACCUCCCAGCCCCCCACCUCCGUCACCUGAGCCCCCACUCAAGCCUGCCAUACCGCCACCUCCGAAGAAGGGUAACAAAAAGUCACCUCCUCCUCCUAACCAGCAGUCUCCUCGACCGCCCCCCAAAGCCCCCAAGUCUCCCAAAGCCCCCAAGUCUCCCAAAGCCCCCAAGGCCCCCAAGACCUCUGGAUAACCGAUAAGUGGAACCCCCUUCUCUAGCAGACAGCUAACCUAGUAGCAGCCUCAGCCAGCCUUGCCUUGGACUCGAAGAAUCCUGCUGGUUCCCAUCUAAUACCUCCUUUUGUCAGGAAACAAUUCAACUGUGAACACACAUACAACUUUGUGGCUGGGUGCUGUUCUCCUGAGGCAGGCAAGGGUACUGCAUGCUUGCCAGUGCAGGCAGGGGUGAUACAUGCGACCUAAAGAAGGCUGUAGCUGUGAUUGCGCUGGGUGGUGUUGGUGGUGCAGAGGCAUCGGGUCGCCCUUGUAUUUUAAUACGGCGCGUGUAAGCACGAAAACAUUUGUGAGCGUGGGC